AAAUUAGCAUCAUAGAUGUCGCAAAUCUAUAUAGUGCGAAAUAUAUCCUACUAAUGAUAACAGUUACUAGAUACAAAUAUGCUUCUCUUUACUGUAAGAUACUGAACAAGCAAUGACUGACUGAAUCAGCGUAACGAAUGACCAUACACAUCUAGCAUUUCGGGUAGAUCAGAUGGGAAAAGUGUAACAAUUUAGUUCCAAUUUUCUGUAGCUAUUACGUGAAAAAAUAAUUGCCACUUUUUGAAUCCUGUUUUGUUAAAAUGGCAUUGAGUACAUCCAAUGGGAAGAAUAAUCUGGCCAAAAAUGAAAUCUGGAAGAAUUAUUUUAACCCUGAAAUCGUUCGGAUUUUGUGCACAAUUCAAAUUGGUUUGAUGAUCGUUACAUCCGGAAUUGUGAUACUUUUAAUGACAACGGCGUCCGCACUGAAACGGCCAUGGUACAUCGUAGAGACAUUUGGAUUGGCAUUCACAAUUCUACCCGCAGUUUCGGUAGCACCAACGUUUAUUACUGUUGUCAAAAAGUCCUUCAUGACACUCCACAUCACCAUGCUAACUCAAGCCGUCGCAUUCGGCUUGUCAUUAGCACUUGGCAUAAUUGCCUCCAUUAAAGCUGUCCACCUAAAGGAUUAUGUUCUUCCGCAUUACCAACGGAUGGCCUGCUUUGAUAGCAAUGGAACCCUGAUUAACCACUCGGAUACAUAUUUCUACUACGAAAGCGAGAAAUUGGAUUGUGAUGUCCGGGAAACCAUCCUCGAGGCAUCCAGGGGCAGCAUAAUGUUCCACAAUAUUUUGGGUGGCAUUUCCAUGAUUUCUGUACUUGUUGCGACAGUCAUAUUUGGAAUGACGUUAUCAACUGUGUGGAAUUUACGUUUUCAAUUGGAUACUUUCCGCCUAAAAUCUCGCAAGAAUUAUUCGGUUGGUAAGGCUCAGCUAAUAGGAUGGUCGUCAUUUGUGACUUCGCUGCUAAUUUGUGGGGCACAGAUGUCAAUGUUUUCCCUUCCUCAACUUCCAUGGAGCGUGCUGCAACUAUAUUCUUUUUCAAGUUACGCUGUCACCAUGAACUGGUUCCUAGUGACGGAAGCUACUUAUCUGAGGAACGUUUUUAUGAUGCUCUUUCACGAAGGAUGUGUCGCAGGUGUAAUAACGAUCAUAGCUGUUUUCGCGGAAAAUUAUGGAUCUGAGGGUUUCAUAUUACCGAUCGGAAUAAUUCAAAUUUUUCAAUAUGCAGCAUUGGCGGGGAUGUCCUUAAUAGCUAUUGUUAAGGCUGAUAAUUCGAAUGCGGAAUCACCAAAGGAAGCCAAGAAAGCCGGUGCUCAAACCCUGAUUUAGAAAAUAUUAGUAGGUAUUAUAUGUUCCCAUUGUGGCCUGAUACGUCCUCAAAAAGUGUGAGAUCAGAAAAUAUGCACGCCUGAAAACUCAAUUAAGAAAUGAUACAUUUUUCUGUAAUGCACAAAAAAUGGCUUGUAUAAAACACGUACAAAACACUUGAAUAAAACACAAUCAUUCAAAAUAUUUCAUUA
Folsomia candida is the source of this 1519-nucleotide messenger RNA. RefSeq lists its product as uncharacterized. The transcript is spliced from 9 exons. Lineage: Eukaryota; Metazoa; Arthropoda; Collembola; Entomobryomorpha; Isotomidae. The record is from RefSeq and is a predicted model, not a curated record. The coding region runs from base 261 to 1328 and encodes 355 amino acids.